Molecule: messenger RNA, 810 nt
Organism: Pyrenophora tritici-repentis Pt-1C-BFP
Lineage: Eukaryota; Fungi; Ascomycota; Dothideomycetes; Pleosporales; Pleosporaceae
Product: alanine racemase family protein (ISS)
Cellular component (GO): intracellular anatomical structure
Molecular function (GO): pyridoxal phosphate binding
Source: RefSeq, a predicted model, not a curated record
AUGGUCGAAGACAUGCGAAUAAACCCCCAACGCGCGAAGCAGCUCGCAGAGAAUAUAUCGACGAUCUCUUCGCGUAUCAAGGCGGCCAGCAAAGACAACAAGCAGGUGCGCCUUAUAGCCGUAUCCAAACUCAAGCCCGCAAACGACAUCCUCGCUCUACACCAACAGCCAGACCCCACACAUACACACUUUGGAGAGAACUACGUCCAAGAACUCAUCGAGAAGUCCAAACUCCUACCCCGCACAAUACGAUGGCACAUGAUCGGCGGCCUCCAAUCGAACAAAUGCAAGCAACUGGCCGAGCAAAUACCAAAUCUAUGGUGCGUAAGCAGUGUGGAUAGCGAAAAGAAGGCAAAUGAGCUAGAAAAGGGACGCAAGGCCCUCUUAGAAAAGGACAACAGCGCCGAAAAGCUCAGGGUGAAGGUUCAAGUCAACACAUCGGGCGAGAAGGAAAAAUCUGGCGUGGAGCCUUCAGACGCCAUCAUACUGUGCAGACAGAUCAUUGAGAAAUGCCCACAUCUCCAACUCUCGGGUCUGAUGACUAUUGGCGCGAUUGCGAGGAGCAGAGCAACAACGCCGGAGAACGAGAAUGAGGACUUUGUGGCGCUACGGGAGACGAGGGAUAAGGUUGCCAAGGAGCUGGGUUGGGAGGAAGGGCAACUGGAAUUAAGUAUGGGUAUGAGUGCGGAUUUUGAGGGCGCGAUUCGAAUGGGUAGUGAUGAGGUCAGGGUAGGGAGCGAGAUUUUUGGGGAGAGGCCGCAGAAGAAGGAUGCUGUUGUUAAAGAGAAUGUGGCUGAGGAGAAGAGCUGA